GGAAAAGUGUGGAUUUUGAAGAAUAAAAAUAUAAUUGACUCUUUUUCUCAAAUAUUACUCUUACCAACUCAAUCAAUAACAUAUGCAUUGCACGACGGAUCUUUCAGCCUUGACAGUUCAAUUCGCAUAGUUCGUAGCCAUAGUUAACGGAAAUAACUUGUAUUACAACGGUGGGAUAAUGUGCAACUUCGAAUUGUCAAUUAUAUCAUUUAUGGAAAACAAACAAACCGAUUCGACAAGUAUUCAAUUAGUCAACUUGUUUUAAGGGGGGUGUUAAGUGUAUAAUUCUUAUAGUAUAGGGGAUGUAAGUGUCUGAGUUGAACUUUCAGGUGGUAUUUUCGAAACUGAAUAACAAAGAGAAUUGAAGCAGUUGCAAAUGACAAGGUUGUGCAGGAGAAGAAAAUGACAGUUGACGACGAGAGCUCAAUAUAUGUGGGAGGGCUACCCUACACCGCCACUGAAGAUACUCUCCGUCGAGUCUUCGAUAUCUAUGGUGCUAUUGUACACACUAAGAUUAUCAAUGACCGUAAGGUUGGGGGAAAAUGUUAUGGCUUUGUCACCUUCAGGAAUCCUCGAUCAGCCAUGCAUGCCAUCACUGAAAUGGAUGGAAGGACUAUUGAAGGGCGAGCUGUAAAAGUAAAUGAAGUGACUACAAGAGGUGGCAGAUCAGGUUUUGGUCGAGAAAGCAUUCGGCAUUCUGAGAGAGGGGUGAAAGGUGGUCAUUGGGAAAGAGGCUAUGAUCGUGAUGAGAACAGACAUGGGGAUGAUGGACAUAGAGAGCAUUCGCGAGACCGCGAUCACAAAAGGGAGAGAGGAUAUGACCGACCUCGUGAUCAUGGUCAAUCGCGAGAUUAUCAAGUUAAUAGAGAUAGGGUUGCAGAUGAUGAAAGAAUUCGAGAAAGUAGCAGGGAAAGCGAGAGGGACCAGCCUAUAAAGAUGCAGAAAACUAACAGUAAUCAUGAAAGCAGAGAUAGAGAGAAGUAUAAAAUGCCUAAGCUACUGACUGGGUCUUAUUUAGACGACCAUGUUAGUAGAGAGCUGUCAGCUGAGUCAAGUGAGAAUGAUCAACACCAGGUGGAAAGGCAAUUAGAAAUCUCAAGUCGGAAACUUGAAGAACUUAAGAAAGACGUUUCUUUGAUAGAAGAAUUGGUCAACGAGAAGCAAAAUCUGGCGUCUAAGUUACGUGACAGAUCCAAGAAAUUGGAGGAUUCAUUGACAGCUGCAAAGAAUCUUACCUCACAGAGACAAAAUCAAUUAUCUAAGUUGUAUAAACAUUAUGCACAAGUCACAGAGUGUGGUGAAAGGCUUAAACUCUCAGAACAGGAACUCCAGGCUCUGGUCCACUCAACAAUGAUGGAAGUAGAAAUUGGUUGAUAUCUUUGUAUAUGUGAUGGGUCUUGACAAGUGGCAGGCUUGCCAAUUAAACUGGGUUCAGUAAUUUAUUUUCACUUCAUAUAUGUCUGUAUGUCAGCUCAUGUAUGCGGUCCUCUUUCCGGGCCUAAAUGUAUGCUUUUGUGUAGAUACAUGUCUAUUGACAGACUGAAUCGAGAUGGUAUAUUUCUCCUGACUUGGUUUCUAAAAUCAUAUUCUUUUGUCAUACGA
Molecule: messenger RNA, 1602 nt
Organism: Lycium barbarum (goji berry)
Lineage: Eukaryota; Viridiplantae; Streptophyta; Magnoliopsida; Solanales; Solanaceae
Exons: 9
Coding region: 403-1374 (323 amino acids)
Molecular function (GO): mRNA binding
Source: RefSeq, a predicted model, not a curated record